GGUAUAUAAGGCGAGGAAUGACCAGUGGUCGCCACAGAGUACCACACCUCCAUAGCUAUGAGAUCCACCGUGCUUGCGCUGCUGCUGGUCGUCGCCUGCUUUGCCGCAGUCGACGCAGGUUUUCUGGGAGGAUAUCAUAGCUACCCCAUCAUCAAAAGCUACCAUAGCUACCCCGUCUACAAGAGUUACAGCAGUUACCCCAUCUAUAAGAGCUACAGCAGCUACCCCGUCUACAAGAGCUAUAGCAGCUACCCCAUCUACAAAAGUUACAGUUCACCGAUAGUCAUCAAGAGCUACGGCUCAGGCUGGUGGUAGAACGUCACCACCAGAGAAAUUGUUUGCCCAAUUUCUUUAUAACUUUAAACAACUAAAUGCGUUUUUUGUCAUCAUGCCUUCAUCUCAAUCAACAAAUGUUUGCCUUUUUUGGUUUCGAACAGUUUAAUUUCACACCAAUUUUAAGUUAAGCUAAAUAUGUAAACAUGAAAUUUGUUAUAUGUUCAUUCUUUUUCCAAUUUUCUAUUUCCUGUAUCUCUCGCUUGAAUCUCUUUAAACAAGUUCUAGUCUCAUGAUGUCUUAUGUUACCAAUAAAAUUCUAGUUAUUAAUA
This is a messenger RNA of Macrosteles quadrilineatus (aster leafhopper), 605 nucleotides long. RefSeq lists its product as uncharacterized. NCBI's taxonomy places the organism in Eukaryota, Metazoa, Arthropoda, Insecta, Hemiptera, Cicadellidae. The transcript has 2 exons. Bases 58 to 315 code for a protein of 85 amino acids. The record is from RefSeq and is a predicted model, not a curated record.